Paramacrobiotus metropolitanus is the source of this 2036-nucleotide messenger RNA. RefSeq lists its product as uncharacterized. Lineage: Eukaryota; Metazoa; Tardigrada; Eutardigrada; Parachela; Macrobiotidae. The coding region runs from base 71 to 1426 and encodes 451 amino acids. The record is from RefSeq and is a predicted model, not a curated record. The transcript is spliced from 2 exons.
GUAUCAGCGGGUGGAGUCAGUGGUUCAUGUAGUGGAUCCCAUCGUGAGUACCGUACAAGAAGAUGACGCGAUGGAAGGCACUGGCUCAGUUGUCGAAACCACGUCUCAAGAGAAUGUGACUCACCGACGAAAUGUAAUCUUGGAUAGUGACCUUCAACCGGCUUCAUCGACGAGUAAUGAACCGUCACAGCCAGUAUCAGCAGACCGACGUGAACUGGAAGGUCAAGGCGAACCGGAUAAUCGUCGCCAAAAGGAUCAGCGAUUAAACUCCAGAUUUAAUAACCGACAACCAGAAAGUAUUGACAUGGAAUAUAAGACGACUGAUAUCGAUGAGCAAACGGUCGAAAUUUGUCGAUACUUUGGACUUGAGCCGGAUUCGGUUGAAGCCAAUAAAAUUGGCACAAUUCUGAGACAGUUGAGCCAAUUCCUACUUGACUCGGGUUAUGCGAGAGAGAUUAAACAAGGAGUGGAACAAGGACUUUUCCGUCGGUUAUUCAUCCACCGCGAUUCAGUACGGGACUGUUAUCUCCCUAUCAGACGGAAUGGGCUACACAGUUUGGUGGAUUUGAGUCUAUUGGAUGUGCCGCUGGAUACGACUGACCCAAUUGGGAUGACACAAUUUUAUUACACAGAUUAUCCCGAGCGACAAGAAUACGUGGCUCAGUACGUUUUACGACAUGUGAACCCAGCCUUCAAGUUGCUUGCAGCAAGAGCGUCGAUAGGACUACAGGUGGAUCCUAAGGACUAUGCCGCAAAAAGGAUGGGGCAAAAGGUCUUUGCCGCGAGACUGGCACAUUACAAGACACAGAAUCAAUUGGUGUCUAAUACUAUGAAGGACGACAUUCCACCGUUCUUCCGAGCUCAUGUCGCUAAAUUGGGACAACCGAUGGAACAUAUCAGCAUAGCGCAUACGGCUCGCAAGGCGCUGAAAAAGUGCAAGACACGAAUGGAAAAGGGCAACUUGACACAGCGCCACGCAUCCCAAGUAGAAGAAAGGAUUAAUAAGAUUAAAGAUUCUCUGGGAAGCGACUACGUCGAACCGGUGGACGGAAUCGAAACUUACAUUGAUGAAUUCUUAGUGAAGAAAAGUGACCGUCGUCCAGACCGUGCGCCUAACCAGAUGGGACGACGCGGCAUCCGAAACCAACAGCUGCGGGAUAAUCUCGCCGACGUGCAGCGUCGAUUGGCGGAAGACCCGGACAACCGCAGACUGCGACUCGAAGAGAAUGACGCACGCCAUCGACUUGAGGCGGUUAAGCGAAGUCGCCAAGGUAAAGGUCGUGGCCAGCGCGAAGUUGACCCGACAAAGGUCAUGGAAGUCGACUCGACGGAACCAGUUGACCGAACUUCCGACCGAAACCAACCGGAAAGCGCUAAGAAACGCCCGCCGAGAGAUGGCGAGGGCGAUUCAAAUGAAAUGGAAUAGUGUUGACCUUUAGGAUCACACUAUUAAAAGGACGUCUACGGCAUUUGUCGCGUUUAUAGCACAGAAUUGCCUAAAAGAAAUCAUGUGGAAUAUCUAUUGGGGUUGAAAUUGAUUCGGUCUAUAAAGCCGGCCCCAAGGGAGUAGUUACGGCAGUUAGCCGGCUCUCCUCUCUAAGCGACUCAGUGUUAUAAAUGCACAAGAGAAACAACGGUAAUCAAGCCGGAUCUCUUGAAUACGAAACGGGGCCACAAGCGGCGAAAAAGAGAAAAACAACAGGUGGAAUAUUGAUGAGGUUAACUUAAUGCGGCAAUUAGCCGGCCUCAUUAGAGUUGUUACGGUAAACUAUGCCGGCACUCUUUUCAAGCGAUUCAGUGUUAUAAUUAAAACGAGAAAAACUACGGUAAUCAAGCCGGAUUUCUCGUACUAACGUAAGCCACAAGCGGCGAACAAGAGUAAAAGAUUUAAGAUGGAAUUUUCAUGGGGUAAAACUUAAUGCGGUAACUAGCCGGCCCCAUCAGAGAUGCUACGGUAAACUUGCCGGCACUCUGGCCGCUCGAGGCAUAUUGAAGUUGGAUGUGCGACGGAAAGGUCAAACUGCAAAUUUUACCAG